This is a messenger RNA of Pochonia chlamydosporia 170, 1215 nucleotides long. RefSeq names its product PI31 proteasome regulator. The coding region runs from base 1 to 1215 and encodes 404 amino acids. The record is from RefSeq and is a predicted model, not a curated record. NCBI's taxonomy places the organism in Eukaryota, Fungi, Ascomycota, Sordariomycetes, Hypocreales, Clavicipitaceae. Gene Ontology annotation, molecular function: endopeptidase inhibitor activity; proteasome binding. The transcript has 2 exons. Gene Ontology annotation, biological process: proteasome-mediated ubiquitin-dependent protein catabolic process.
AUGGCGUCGACCCUUACUGUCGGCGCCGUGUUACAGGCCAUGGCUGAUGCUUUGCCGACCCAUCAACCAGGUGAUGACAGUUCAGACCUAGCAAGCUCCUAUGAGGCAAUUGCUCUGCUUGUUCAUGCAUACCUGGCCGCGCUAAACUUCCGUCUCUGUGGUUUUGACCAAGAUAAGCCAAUAUGUAAGCAAGGCGACGAGAAACGUCCUGACCUGCCAAAUACACUGACCAAGACCUCUCUCAAAGCUGAGUGUGAAUCUCUCGCACCUCGCCUCCCACCGGCAUGGAAUUCCGGAUUCGGCUCUCUCAGUUUUGUCUACAAGCACAAGCAGUCAUCCAUGCAGUUCGUUUUCCGCAUCGACCGCAUGGGUUCGAAAGUCGAAGUCCGAGGCUUAGCUGUAGGCGAUGAAAACAUCCACCGAUUCGACCGCACAGUGCGCGAUGUUGUUGACUCAAGUGCUCUUCCCAUUCGGAUAUCCAUGGAUCAAGGACAAGAUCGCUCUAAUUUGGUCGAAAAGCUACGUCGGGCGUUUGUCUCGGAGAAUGCAAUCUCUGAUAUGUUGAACGAUCUCAAAGUGAAGAUAGUUCAAAAGCUCAUCCCAAAGCUCCAGAGAGAAGGUUAUGUAGAGACUGCCGACGCAGAGGAAACAGCUCGCUCGGAGCGGCGAGCCCAAGAAGCGCAGAACCCUCGCCGUCCCUACAAUCCGACUGUCGAUCCGAACAUUCCUUACAACCCACAGGGUCCACUUCCCGAAAUGGCUCGCCCUCGGCCUGGUGCGCCGGUUGGUGACUUUCCGCUGCCUGGAUUCGAAGAUGAGUAUGAGAUGUUGAGACCACAUCCGCGCGGGCCAGUAGUGAUGCCGGGCGGGCGUCAUCCAUUAAAUAUUGGCCACGACGACUUAAAUCCUCCUGGACUUGGCCCUCACGACCCGCUUCGAGGGUCAUUUGUCCCUGGGGGCUUACCACAUCCAGGAGCACCUGGUGGUAUGCAUCCGACUUUUGAUGACCCUCUUUUUACUGGACAAGGACAAGGCGGUAUGGGCGGCCCGGGAGCCUAUGACCCGCAAGCGCCUCCUGGCGCUCGUUGGGAUCCCGUCAUGCCAGGAGGCGCACCAAGAUUCCCUGGCCAAGGUCAAGGACGAGGCAAUGGUCCAUUUGGUGGAUCUGGAGACGGAGGCUUUGGCGGUGGCUUUGGUGGAGGGCAUAUUAUUUGA